UUUUUUUUCUCAUCUUUACACGCACUUGUUUCCUGGAUUCCCUUGUUCUUUGGAAUUUUCUUUCCGACGCGUGGCGGUUUUCCCGAGAAAAUCAAUGGUUCCCUUGAGCUUUUAAGAGGAUUAAUUUUUGUUUUUUUUUUCUCUGUCCAAAACCCAAAUGGUGACGACGCUUAAUUACUCCAUUACUGCUUGGAUCAGUCAUUUCUUAGCUUGUAUGGGUGGUUGUUUUGGAUGCUGUACUAAAUCCACACCGGUUAUUGCUGUGGAUGAGCCAUCAAAAGGGUUGAGAAUUCAAGGCAGAUCAGUGAAGAAACCUACUGUAUCAGACGAUUUCUGGAGCAGCAGCACAUGCGACUUGGAUAAUAGUACCGCCAUAUCCCAGAGAAGCAUAUCGUCCAUCAGCAUGUCCAAUCAAACCGUCAACCAUGGUGGUGUCACAAGUAGUAGCCAUCCUGAAUUUGUUAAUCAUGGUCUUCUCCUGUGGAAUCAGUCGAGGCUUCAAUGGACUGGAGGUAGCAGGUCUAGGAGUCAAACAAAACAAAGUCGAGAACGCCGAUUAAGUUGGAAUGCUACGUACGAAAGUUUACUUGGUACCAAGCAGCGUUUCCCCCAUCCAAUUCCUCUUUCUGAAAUGAUAGAAUUUCUCGUCAAUGUAUGGGAGCACGAGGGGCUGUAUGACUGAAGAGGUGAAUAACACUAUAGUGUGGUUUUUUCAUGCAUUGUGGACCUGCUUUGUCUUGGUAAAUUCGACAAGGUUUUGUGUAUAGCUAGGGGCAAAAGAAGGAACCAAAGAAUCUGAACAGAAUAAGUAAAUCUAUUUGAACUGAUAUAUCUUCCACUAAAUAUCUUUCCCUGUCUCUUUUUUUACCUGUAAAUGUCCCUCACCACGCGUAAAAUUGGCUAAUAGCAAGAUUAAGAGUUUGUAACGACACUUUCUAAGACCCUCAAAUCUUGACUGGGUUUCUUGU
This is a messenger RNA of Morus notabilis, 968 nucleotides long. RefSeq lists its product as uncharacterized. The record is from RefSeq and is a predicted model, not a curated record. NCBI's taxonomy places the organism in Eukaryota, Viridiplantae, Streptophyta, Magnoliopsida, Rosales, Moraceae. The transcript has 5 exons. The coding region runs from base 158 to 682 and encodes 174 amino acids.